Molecule: messenger RNA, 3755 nt
Organism: Cercocebus atys (sooty mangabey)
Lineage: Eukaryota; Metazoa; Chordata; Mammalia; Primates; Cercopithecidae
Gene: PTPRT
Product: protein tyrosine phosphatase, receptor type, T
Exons: 27
Coding region: 96-3755 (1219 amino acids)
Biological process (GO): protein dephosphorylation
Cellular component (GO): membrane
Molecular function (GO): protein binding; protein tyrosine phosphatase activity
Source: RefSeq, a predicted model, not a curated record
GUUCCUUUGAUGAGCACUACAGCAACUGUGGUUAUAGUGUGGCUCUAGGGACCAAUGGGUUCACCUGGGAGCAGAUUAACACAUGGGAGAAACCAAUGCUGGACCAGGCGGUGCCCACAGGAUCUUUCAUGAUGGUGAACAGCUCUGGGAGAGCCUCUGGCCAGAAGGCCCACCUUCUCCUGCCGACCCUGAAGGAGAAUGAUACCCACUGCAUCGACUUCCAUUACUACUUCUCCAGCCGUGACAGGUCCAGCCCAGGGGCCUUGAACGUCUACGUGAAGGUGAAUGGUGGCCCCCAAGGGAACCCCGUCUGGAAUGUGUCCGGGGUCGUCACUGAGGGCUGGGUGAAGGCAGAGCUCGCCAUCAGCACUUUCUGGCCGCAUUUCUAUCAGGUGAUAUUUGAAUCCGUCUCAUUGAAGGGUCAUCCUGGCUACAUUGCUGUGGACGAGGUCCGGGUCCUUGCUCAUCCGUGCAGAAAAGCACCUCAUUUUCUGCGACUGCAAAACGUGGAGGUGAAUGUGGGGCAGAAUGCCACAUUUCAGUGCAUUGCUGGUGGGAAGUGGUCUCAGCAUGACAAGCUUUGGCUCCAGCAAUGGAAUGGCAGGGACACGGCCCUGAUGGUCACCCGCGUGGUCAACCACAGGCGCUUCUCAGCCACGGUCAGUGUGGCAGACACUGCCCAGCGGAGCGUCAGCAAGUACCGCUGUGUGAUCCGCUCUGACGGUGGUUCUGGUGUGUCCAACUACGCGGAGCUGAUUGUGAAAGAGCCUCCCACGCCCAUUGCUCCCCCAGAGCUGCUGGCUGUGGGGGCCACAUACCUGUGGAUCAAGCCAAAUGCCAACUCCAUCAUCGGGGAUGGCCCCAUCAUCCUGAAGGAAGUGGAAUAUCGCACUACCACAGGCACCUGGGCGGAGACCCACAUAGUCGACUCUCCCAACUACAAGCUGUGGCAUCUGGACCCCGACGUUGAGUAUGAGAUCCGAGUGCUCCUCACACGACCAGGUGAGGGGGGUACCGGACCGCCAGGGCCUCCCCUCACCACCAGGACCAAGUGUGCAGAUCCGGUGCAUGGCCCACAGAACGUGGAAAUCGUAGACAUCCGAGCCCGGCAGCUGACCCUGCAGUGGGAGCCCUUCGGCUACGCGGUGACCCGCUGCCAUAGCUACAACCUCACCGUGCAGUACCAGUACGUGUUCAACCAGCAGCAGUACGAGGCCGAGGAGGUCAUCCAGACCUCCUCCCACUACACCCUGCGAGGCCUGCGCCCCUUCAUGACCAUUCGCCUGCGACUCCUGCUGUCUAACCCCGAGGGCCGAAUGGAGAGCGAGGAGCUAGUGGUGCAGACUGAGGAAGACGUUCCAGGAGCUGUUCCUCUAGAAUCCAUCCAAGGGGGGCCCUUUGAGGAGAAGAUCUACAUCCAGUGGAAACCUCCCAAUGAGACCAAUGGGGUCAUCACACUCUAUGAGAUCAACUACAAGGCUGUUGGCUCGCUGGACCCAAGUGCUGACCUCUCCAGCCAGAGGGGGAAAGUGUUCAAGCUCCGGAAUGAAACCCACCACCUCUUUGUGGGUCUGUACCCAGGGACCACCUAUUCCUUCACCAUCAAGGCCAGCACAGCAAAGGGCUUUGGGCCCCCCGUCACCACUCGGAUCGCCACCAAAAUUUCAGCUCCAUCCAUGCCUGAGUACGACACAGACACCCCACUGAAUGAGACAGACACGACCAUCACCGUGAUGCUGAAACCCGCUCAGUCCCGGGGAGCCCCUGUCAGUGUUUAUCAGCUGGUUGUCAAGGAGGAGCGACCACAGAAGUCACGGAGGGCAGCUGACAUUAUUGAGUGCUUUUCGGUGCCUGUGAGCUAUCGGAAUGCCUCCAGCCUCGAUUCUCUACACUACUUUGCUGCUGAGUUGAAGCCUGCCAACCUGCCUGUCACCCAGCCAUUUACAGUGGGUGACAAUAAGACAUACAAUGGCUACUGGAACCCUCCUCUCUCUCCCCUGAAAAGCUACAGCAUCUACUUCCAGGCACUCAGCAAAGCCAAUGGAGAGACCAAAAUCAACUGUGUUCGUCUGGCUACAAAAGCACCAAUGGGCAGCGCCCAGGUGACCCCGGGGACUCCACUCUGCCUCCUCACCACAGGUGCCUCCACUCAGAAUUCUAACACUGUGGAGCCAGAGAAGCAGGUGGACAACACCGUGAAGAUGGCUGGCGUGAUCGCUGGCCUCCUCAUGUUCAUCAUCAUUCUCCUAGGUGUGAUGCUCACCAUCAAAAGGAGAAGAAAUGCUUAUUCCUACUCCUAUUACUUGAAGCUGGCCAAGAAGCAGAAGGAGACCCAGAGUGGAGCCCAGAGGGAGAUGGGGCCUGUGGCCUCUGCUGACAAACCCACCACCAAGCUCAGCGCCAGCCGCAAUGAUGAAGGCUUCUCUUCUAGUUCUCAGGACGUCAACGGAUUCACAGAUGGCAGCCGUGGGGAGCUUUCCCAGCCCACCCUCACGAUCCAGACUCAUCCCUACCGCACCUGUGACCCUGUGGAGAUGAGUUACCCCCGGGACCAGUUCCAGCCUGCCAUCCGGGUGGCUGACUUGCUGCAGCACAUCACGCAGAUGAAGAGAGGCCAGGGCUACGGGUUCAAGGAGGAAUACGAGGCCUUACCAGAGGGGCAGACAGCUUCGUGGGACACAGCCAAGGAGGAUGAAAACCGCAAUAAGAAUCGAUAUGGGAACAUCAUAUCCUACGACCAUUCCCGGGUGAGACUGCUGGUGCUGGAUGGAGACCCGCACUCUGACUACAUCAAUGCCAACUACAUUGACGGAUACCAUCGACCUCGGCACUACAUUGCAACUCAAGGUCCAAUGCAGGAGACCGUAAAGGACUUUUGGAGAAUGAUCUGGCAGGAGAACUCUGCCAGCAUCGUCAUGGUCACAAACCUGGUGGAAGUGGGCAGGCACCCAGCGGAACACACUGUGGGAAAUGCCACUCUAGGCCGUGCAGCGUCCCCCGGAAUGGUGAAAUGUGUGCGAUACUGGCCAGAUGACACGGAGGUCUACGGAGACAUUAAAGUCACCCUGAUUGAAACAGAGCCCCUGGCAGAAUAUGUCAUACGCACCUUUACAGUCCAGAAGAAAGGCUACCAUGAGAUCCGGGAGCUCCGCCUCUUCCACUUCACCAGCUGGCCUGACCACGGCGUUCCCUGCUACGCCACUGGCCUUCUGGGCUUCGUCCGCCAGGUCAAGUUCCUCAACCCCCCAGAAGCAGGGCCCAUAGUGGUCCACUGCAGUGCCGGGGCUGGGCGGACUGGCUGCUUCAUUGCCAUUGACACCAUGCUUGACAUGGCCGAGAAUGAAGGGGUGGUGGACAUCUUCAACUGCGUGCGUGAGCUCCGGGCCCAGAGGGUCAACCUGGUACAGACAGAGGAGCAAUAUGUGUUUGUGCACGACGCCAUCCUGGAAGCGUGCCUCUGUGGCAACACUGCCAUCCCUGUGUGUGAGUUCCGUUCUCUCUACUACAAUAUCAGCAGGCUGGACCCCCAGACGAACUCCAGCCAAAUCAAAGAUGAAUUUCAGACCCUCAAACAUUGUGACACACCGUGUGAGGCCCCGAGGACUGGCAGCCAGUUGGGCUCCUGCCCCCGGCAACGCAUGAUACUAGAAUCGAGCAUGGACGUGCUGCCUCUGGACCGCUGCCUGCCCUUUGCCUCAUCUCGGUGGACGGGAGAAUCCAGCAAUUACAUCAACGCGGCACUGCAUGCGAUGUAG